CCACUUUGUCAACGGGAGCCAUCAUUGGCAUUGCUGCGGGCGGCAUCGCUCUCCUCGGCGCCACCAUCGCAGCCAUCCUCAUUAUCUUCCUGUGCGCUAUAAGGAAACAACGCAAAGAUGCCCCUCCAGGCAUCAAACCCGUCAACCCUAACUACGACCCCGAGGUAGCAGCAGCCGCUGCAGCCGCAGGCGCCAUGGCCGCCGCAGGGGCAGGAGCAGUAGCAGGUGGAACAGGAUCAGGAGCAGGAUCAGCAGCAGCGUCGGCAGCAGGGUCAGGAAACUACAUCCGGCCGAUAAUUGUGGGAGGGUCGUCAGGCACGCCUCUGGUGUGCCACCAGUACCCGUUUGACCUCAUCCGGCAGGUCACGGAGGAAUUUUCCGAGACGCGCAGGAUUGGCAGCGGCGGGUACUCAGAUGUGUAUCGAGCUGUUGACCCCAUGGACCCCACGGUGCUGUGGGCCGUGAAGCGGGCGAAAGUGAUCACCAAUGACUUCAAGCGAGAGAUUAACGAGAUGGCAUCGAAGCACCAUCCGAACCUGGUGCGGCUGCUGGGGUUCUGUGUGGACAUGGAUGUGGUGAACGAGCGCACCGAGCAGAUCCUCAUCUACGAGUACAUGCUCAACGGCGACCUCGAGACCUGGGUGGGGCCAGACGCACCCAGAUUCUUGACUCUCUCCCAGCGGUUUGCGAUCCUGAUAGGGGCGGCGCACGGGCUGGAGUAUCUGCACAGCUUUGGCAUCGUGCACCGCGACAUCAAGCUCGCCAACAUCCUGCUGGACCGCCACAUGCACGCCAAGGUCGCCGACUUUGGCCUCGUGCGCAUGGGCGAGGGCACCUCCGUCGGCACCACCCGCAUCCUCGGCACUCCCGGCUAUGUCGACCCCGCAUAUUCCCGCACCCGCAGGGCGACAACGGCGACCGAUGUAUACAGCUUUGGCAUUGUGAUCCUGGAGGUCAUGACUGGGCAGCGGGCAAUGAUGGGCAAGGGAGAGCACCAAGUCAGCAUCAAGGACUGGGUGAGUGCUCGAUAG
This is a messenger RNA of Closterium sp. NIES-65, 1031 nucleotides long. NCBI's taxonomy places the organism in Eukaryota, Viridiplantae, Streptophyta, Zygnematophyceae, Desmidiales, Closteriaceae. The record is from the annotation of a GenBank genome assembly.